Molecule: messenger RNA, 3164 nt
Organism: Magallana angulata
Lineage: Eukaryota; Metazoa; Mollusca; Bivalvia; Ostreida; Ostreidae
Product: vacuole membrane protein 1-like
Exons: 12
Coding region: 170-1393 (407 amino acids)
Source: RefSeq, a predicted model, not a curated record
CACUGAGCAAGGUUGUAUUUCGUGUAUGUUAGCUUCUAAGUGACAUAUAAUUGGUAUCAUAGUCCAAAGUUUACUUUAUUUGUUAAGAGUGAUAGGUGUUUGAGUCGAUUAUUACAUCAUGUCCCUUAUAAAGAUACAUGUACUAGUUUCCUAAUAUAACACAAAAGGUAUGACUAAGUCAACUGCAAAGAAGCGCAGUCAAUCUAAUGAUGUAAAUGGAGCAACUUUGAGACAGGAGAGCCAAGAGGAGAAGAUGUUAGAUUUGUUGCAUGAAGAGAGGAAGGAGAGAGAAAAGAUUGUGUUAUGGCGACAACCAGUCACAACACUGCAUUAUUUUGUCAGAGAAUCUGUAUGUCUAACGUCUGAAUUUUCACAAAGGUUACUGAAAUGGAAAAAGACAGUGGUGAUUUGCUUAGCUUUAUUCAUACUAGCAGCAUUAGCCUAUAAAACUGAAGGCCCACAUCAGCAGGGGAUCGGUACACUCCAGAAGACCCUGCUGUGGUGGGGUUACUGGGUGGGACUGGGGAUCCUGUCCUCAGUGGGUCUGGGGACAGGCUUACAUACAUUUCUCUUAUAUCUGGGUCCACAUAUAGCAGCUGUUACAUUAGCAGCCUAUGAGUGCAAUUCAAUUGACUUUCCAGAACCACCAUAUCCUAACGAUAUUGUGUGUCCUGAUGGAGAUACAAGUAAAAAUAUCAUUACCAUGUGGACCAUCAUCAGUAAAGUUAGAAUUGAGGCCAUCAUGUGGGGCGCAGGGACUGCAAUCGGUGAACUCCCUCCUUACUUCAUGGCCCGCGCAGCCCGCUUGUCUGGGGCAGACUUGGACAGUGAUGACUUUGAGGAAAUCGAGGAACUUUUACAUGAAAAGCAAAGCCAUCCAGAAGAAAUAGGUUUCUUGGAGCGAGCCAAAAUUGGUGUGCACAACCUUGUCCAAAAAGUUGGCUUCUUUGGAAUUUUAGCUUGCGCAUCAAUUCCCAACCCACUAUUUGAUUUAGCUGGCAUUACCUGUGGACAUUUCCUCAUUCCAUUCUGGACUUUCUUUGGUGCAACUUUAAUAGGAAAGGCAAUUAUUAAAAUGCAUAUACAGAAAUUCUUUGUUAUUUUCAUCUUUAGUCAUCAUCAUGUAGAACAACUUGUUAGACUUAUAGGGGCUAUUCCAAGUUUUGGGGAAUCUCUCCAGACGCCAUUCAAAACAUAUUUAGAGGCGCAGAAAAAGAAACUUCACCACAAAGCUGGCUCUAACAUUCCAGGAGAGGCCAAUCUUCUGAGCUGGAUAUUUGAGAAGGUGGUCAUAGUAAUGGUGGUCUACUUCCUUCUUUCCAUCCUAAACUCAAUGGCCCAAAAAUACCACAAAAGACUCUGCAAGACACAGCACAAAAAAUACAUGCACUAGCUAUAGAGAGAGAGAGACCUCGCCAGUAAAUGUUCAGCAAGCCAUAUGCCUUUUUCAGACUUUUAGAAAAAUAAUUUAUUCUGUUAGUAGUCAACCACAUCAUCUUUCUUUUUCUCUUUUUUUUUUAAUUGCUGCUCAUGUUUUUUGUCUCAGGUAAAUGUAAUAUUAUGUUAUUAGUUAUACAUAUAUGUAUAUACAUAUAUGUGUAUAUGUGGGGUGUACAUGUAUUUUCAUAUAGUUUAAGUUUGAUGUAUUAUUUAAAAAAAAGUUCAUGCAAUAUACUUUUCCUUUGUAUCAAGUUUGAUUUAGAUUUCUUUUUAAAUGGUAUUUUGAUGUGUGUUUAUAUUGAAGAAAUAUGUGGACCAAAAACUUGGAAAUUGCAAUAUCAUGUCGCAGUUUAAACAGAUAUUAAAUACAAAAGUACUGUAGAUUUUUGUAUAUCUGCUAUACUCAAUAGUUCAUUUGAUUGUCUUCAUGAUCGCAACCUGCGAAAACAAGUUCACUCAGCUAUUUUGAAUUAAAUGUACUAACAAUAAAUGUAAGUCACUGUCAUUUAUGUGUUCCCAAAACUGUAAAGUUCAGAUCGGUAGACCAGUGUUAAUAGUUUAUAAGACAUAUAAACCAGUUUAACUGGCAACAUACACCUAGGUUGUGAUUGAAAUCAGAUAGAUACAUAGAAAUCAAAUUUUAAAAGUUCAUGUUACCAGGUACUUCAUGUUUCUGUCGUCUGCAAAAUUUUUACAUUUCAAAUGAACGCUGAGUAUUACAUGUAAAUGCUGUAGUCUAUAGUUAUCCAGGUUAAAGUUAGUGUGUGAAUCUAUGGUAUAAAGAAAGUUUUUUUUAUAAUGCAGGUUGUAUAACACCAAGAUUAAGCUUCACCUGUCUAAUUUGUAUUUUUCAAUAGAUGUUCAAAGAUAACAGUCUUUUCAGUGUAGAUAAAACAUGUAUGAUGUAUAUUUUAACAAUUUCAGUGAGUUUUGUUAUAUCGAGGUAUUUUAUUUUUAUUUCAAAUUAAUGAUACAUGUACUUUGAAAUAACACUUUUUGGACACAAUUGCAGUGCUGUUUAAUGCAUUGUAUUAAAUUCAUAUUAUCUGCCAUCCCUGAAAGUAUCAUGAUAUUCACUUAGUCUCUGAAAUAAUAAUAUGAAUAUGUGUUACAUGUAAGUCAUAUUUUUUAUAAUUGUUUGUGUGCUUCUUGCAUCUUAAUAUGGUUUUGUGAAAGUUUGAACUUGUGGGGGAACAAAAUAAAGAUUUUGAUAAUAACACAUUUAUUGAUAAGUAUUUUAUACUUUCUAGUUAUUUCUAUUUGAUACAUCCAAGAACACAACAAAAAUUGCAUUAUUGAAUUGCAGAUACUAUGUAAUCAGAAAAACACAUUUUUUUUUUUUUUUUUUUUUUUUUACAAAUUUUUGUUUUGAAAUCCAACGAAGAUAUAGUACAUACUUAGGAAGUAUUGUAUGCAAUUAAUUUGAUGUAUGUAAAAAUCCUGCACAGGGUAAAUAAAUUAAAGGGAAGGCUAAGGUACCAGCGAUUCUGAUUCUCAGUACAUGUGAACUGGCAGUGUAGGGAGGUAAACAUAUGCUUUGUGUAUGUACUGUGGUGUCCUUAUGUGUAUGGUGCUUCACUGGGGUGAUUUCAAAGGCCUUUGUAAAGUCUGUAUUGUUUUGUUUUUUUUUAAAUAAAAAAAUUGUGUUGGGAAGCAUUUAUUUUAAGUUUUAAAUAAUUUGUACAUUUAUCAGAAUAUAUACAAAUAAAUUUCAUCUGUGAGUA